This is a messenger RNA of Apis florea (little honeybee), 4309 nucleotides long. RefSeq names its product lethal (3) malignant brain tumor (gene l(3)mbt). The record is from RefSeq and is a predicted model, not a curated record. Gene Ontology annotation, molecular function: sequence-specific DNA binding; zinc ion binding; histone binding. Gene Ontology annotation, cellular component: nucleus. Gene Ontology annotation, biological process: negative regulation of DNA-templated transcription. NCBI's taxonomy places the organism in Eukaryota, Metazoa, Arthropoda, Insecta, Hymenoptera, Apidae.
GUAGUUAAGAAUUUUUACCUUAUUUUAUUUUAUACGUACCAAUGUGAAUGAGUCUUUUUACAGCAGAAGCAACAUGGGUCGAUGCGCAUGCGCACUUAGAAUGAUACCGUCUCUUCGCAUAUGAUGGCGACUGACAACUUUAAAACAAUGGAAGAAGAAAUAGUAGUAGAUGAUGUAGAUGAGAACAGUAGCACGGAGACUCCACAAUCAGAUGAUCCAACAACACCCGUUAUGCCUUUAUUAUAUAUUCAACAAAGUAAAUUACGUUCAGUACCACCAACAACCACAAAUCAGACUUUGGUUUCACCUAAUGCUACUCAAUUGGCUGCUAUUAUCAAUCCAGUUAAUAAUCAGAUUGUCACUGGACAGAAUAAAGUAUUUAUACAAGGACCAAGUCAGGUUACUACUUCUCAAAGUAAACAACAUAUUGUAAUUCAUCGGCCAAUUAAUACUGUCAGUACCACAACAACUUCACAAGGUCAGAAACAUAUAUUACUUAGAAAGUCCAACACAUCUACUGCUCAGAUUGUGCCCUUAAGUACUUCUCAGGGAAAUCAAGCCAAUGCACAAGCAGGCAAGCAUACGUUUGCAUAUCUCGGGACUCUCAUUAAACCAAAUAAAUCACGUGAAUCUGUUGUUAUUCCAGCAGGAGCUUUGACUACAACUCAAAUAACCAAACCAAAAUUAGUAAUAGCACCAGUUAUAUCACAAUUAGCUCAAACUUCAACAAGCACUACUACAGGAUCUCAAAGUCAACCUCCAAAACAUAUGGCGAAUUUAUUAUUACCAGUCAGUAUUCCCCCACAAAAUGUACCUCCUAAAUCCAGUAUGUUUAAUUUAAAAAUUAAUAAUGGCCAAAUUAAUACUGAUAGUAAAGGAACUAUUACUGUGCUGCGAGAGUCAAAAACUACAAAUUCAGCUACUCAUCCACCACCUUUGCAUCCUAUUACAAAAAUGAGUUUAUUAAAUGCAAAUAAAGGAAAUAAUAAUUCAACAGAUAGUAUAAAAAUUACAGAAAAUCCAGAUUCUGCUGUUAUUACUCCCAUUCCAAAAAAGGAUGAUACUGGUAUACCUGAAAAACGGAAAAAGACGAUAAGCAAUAUAUUAAGAGGAUCGAGUGAAAAACGAAUGAAGAAACAAAAUCUUUCAAAAUCUCCUCAAGAUAGUAUAGUUGAUGUAAGCUAUGCACUAAGUAGUCCAGAAUCAGAACAAGAUAAGGAUAAAAAAGUGCAAAAUGAUGAUGAUAUUACUUUGAUUAAAGUAGUUCCUAGUGAAGAUAAAACUAUGAAACUUACUAAUACUAACAUGGAUGAUGAUAUAAAAAUUGAGAUUAUUAAAACGCGCACAAGUUGUGGUAUUGAGUCAAUAACAGACAAUAAAAAUGAUUCUAAGAUUAAUAUAAAUAACCACGAAGAUUUGAAAGAUCAUUUAAAUACAACACAUGCGAAUGAUUCGAAUUUUGAUGCAACAAAAGUUUUAGAUUGGAAAGAUGGUGUUGGAACUCUUCCUGGAAGUACAUUAAAGUUUUGUAUGAAUGAAUUUGGUAUCAUGGAAGUAGUAGAUGAAGACGAAAAUAGCAAGCAAAGUAAAGAUUGCAUUGGUGACAAAGAAAAUGUUUGUUCGACUCAGAAUUCUUCUAAAUCUAGCCCUGUAACUGUUAAUAAUAUAAACACAGAGAAGAAAUCUGAUGAUAGGAAAUCUAGGACUGUUUCGGCGGAUACAAUGUAUCAUUGUGAAGGCUGUGGAUGUUAUGGAUUAGCUGCAGAAUUUGAAAGUCCAAUAUCAUGUGGUCCAACAUGUACAGAAAUAAUAGAAGCCAAAAAACAACCUAUUUUACGGAAGGAAAAAGAUUUAAAUAGAGAUUUACGUGCGAAACGUAAACGUAAAAGAUUACUUCAAGAACAACAACAGUCGAAAGAAAUAGAAGAAAAAUCUGAAGAUAAAGUUCAGGACAAGGUAAAGUCUGAAACAGAUGAGGAUACAAAAGAUACUAUCACAGGAAUAGAUGAUGAAAGUCAAGGAGAUACCACUGAAUCAAAGUAUCCUUGGCAGACAGGAAAACUCGGAUUUUCAUGGUCUAAAUAUCUUGAACAUUGUAAAGCAAAAGCUGCACCUGUUAAAUUAUUCAAAGAUCCUUUUCCAUAUACUAAAAAUCAUUUUAAAGUUGGAAUGAAAUUAGAAGGAAUAGAUCCUGAACAUCCAUCACGAUAUUGUGUUCUUACAGUUGUUGAAGUAGUAGGUUACCGAAUACGUUUACAUUUCGAUGGAUAUUUAGAAAAUUAUGAUUUUUGGGUAAAUGCAGAUAGUAUGGAUAUCUUUCCUAUUGGUUGGUCAGAAAAAAAUGGACAUCGAUUAGAUCCUCCAAAAGGUUAUGUAGCUAGUAAUUUUAAUUGGAAUGCAUAUUUAAAAAUUUGUAAAGCUACUGCAGCACCAAAAAAUAUAUUUUCAAAUAAAAGUUCCGUCUGUCCAACUGGUUUCCGUGUAGGAAUGAAAUUGGAAGCAGUUGAUAGAAAGCAUUCAUCAUUGGUUUGCGUAGCUAGUAUAGCAGGCCUAAUGGAUUCUCGCAUAUUAGUUCAUUUUGAUUCUUGGGAUGAAGUAUAUGAUUAUUGGGCAGAUGCAAGUUCUCCAUAUAUUCAUCCAGUGGGAUGGUGUCAUCAUAAUGGUCAUAGUUUAACGCCACCAAAUAAUUAUAAAGAUCCCAAAUCUUUUACGUGGGACGCAUAUCUUAGAGAAACUCGUUCUAUGGUUGCACCGGCGCGAGCUUUUAAACAACGACCACCUUGCGGAUUUAAACGUGGAAUGAAAUUAGAAGCAGUUGAUAAACGUGUGCCCCAACUUAUAAGAGUAGCAACUGUUGAAGAUGUAAAAGAUCAUAUGUUAAAAAUACGAUUUGAUGGAUGGCCAGAAAAUCAUGCCUACUGGGUUGAUGAUGAUUCGCCUGACAUACAUCCCAUGGGUUGGUGUAUGAAAACGGGUCAUCCUUUGGAACCACCAUUAACUCCGGAUAUAAAUGAUAGACCAGAAUGUGGAACAUAUGGUUGCAAAGGAAUAGGUCACGUGAAGGGUCCUAAAUAUGCAACACAUAAUUCUGCAUCAGGAUGUCCAUAUUCACCUCAAAAUCUUCACAAAGUUAGACAAUUAGCUGAUAGGCUUAAUUUAAAACAUGAAACUUGCGAUUUUGAAGAUGAUUUACAGGAUAGAUCAAAAACAGAAAAGGCUGAUAAAAUAAAAAUGGAAAAAUCUGAGAAGCUAGAGAAGCCAUUAUUUUCGGAAGAUCGGUUAAUGAAAACUGAGAAAGAUAUUAAACAAGAAGAUGGAGAUUUUUCUGAUAAAAAUGACAAGUCUGAAAAUUCGGAAAAGUCUAGUAAGUCAAAACAUCAUCAUAGUGAUGGACAAACGGAUGAUGAUGAACUUCUAAGGAAAAGAAAAAAAAGACGACAGAUUUCUGAGGAACCUUUAUAUUCUCUUUCAAAUUCAUAUGGUGAUUCAUCAUUAAAUACUAUACCUUAUGCCGCAAAUAUGCCUGAUAAACAAUUGCGUACGGAAUUAUAUCAAUCUGUUUAUAAUCCUGGAUACAAUCCAUUACCGGAUGCUCCACAUAUAUGGGCGAAACAUAGCAAUGCUUUAAACAGGGUAGUAGCAAAACAAAAUACAAAUCCACGAAGGUGGUCGAAUGAGGAAGUUAUUAAAUUUAUACAGAGCGUCCCUAAUUGUAAAGAAAUUGGAAAUAUCUUUAGACAACAUAAUAUAGAUGGAGAAGCAUUUUUAAUGUUAACUCAAGAAGAUUUGGUAUCAUUAUUGGGAUUGCGUCUCGGUCCUGCAAUUAAAUUGUAUAAUAGCAUAGUUCUUUUACGUCGAAGGGCAACGUGAAUGAUAUGCGAUGAACGCAUAUAUAAUUGGGUUUUAAAAAGUGCAAAGUGGCAGCUAUCUUAAUGAUCGCAUCAAAUGUAUUUAUGAAAAACAAAAAAAGAGAGGCUUAACAAUCAUUGAGAUAGGAAUGUACCUCCUAUCGUAAUUAGAACUUUACAAAUGAAGGAGGAAAGUGUAAUAAAUUUUAAUUUAAUGAUGUAAAAGACAAUUAUUGAAGUGAAAGGCAAUUAUGUGCUUGAAGUUGAAAUGGACAAUUUUUAUCCGUAUGUGAUCACGAGAUAUAAUUAUAAUUCGGACAUAUGGCCAUGAUGAAGUACUUACGAUUGUCCGUUUUAAUUUUUUCCUAUACAGUGCAUUCAAUCAUGUACAAAUGUAAAUAUUAAUAAUCUUAAUAAUUAAAUAUUGUAAUACAAAAAAUAUAAGUAGUUUUUCGAAGAAA